CUGUGCGCCACAGCGGGGGCGACGUGGAGAGGUCUCGGUGCUGGUUGGGCACUUUCUCCUCCAUCUCCGUCCACCGUCCGUCUGUCCCUUCCUUCCUCUCCUCCUGUUGAGAGACAGAACAGCAACCGAACAUGGUGGUCGCGGGUCUCGGUUCCCCGGUGCUGCUGGCCUCGUUGCUGGCUCUGGUCGGGGUCUGCUCGGCGCGCUCGGACGCGCCUCGGGGAGUCGCGGUCGGGUUCGUUUUCGACCCCAAAGCGAAGUGCGACCCGCCGUGCGAACACGGAGGAGUCUGCAUCCGCAACAACACAUGCUUCUGCUCCAGGGGCUACGAGGGAGAGACCUGCCAGUAUGCCAACUGUUACCCCAAAUGUAAGAACGGAGGAGCGUGUCUUCGCCCUGGAAAAUGCAGAUGCCGUCCAGGAUACGGAGGACGAUAUUGUCACAAAGUGACGUGUGACGGCGGAUGUUGGAACGGAGGAGAUUGCAUCGCUGUCAACGGAGUGGCCAAGUGCAUCUGCCCCUCAAGCUGGACCGGCUCAAAAUGCCAAGAGGCAAUCUGUCCUCAAGGCUGCAGGAACGGGGGAAUCUGCGUGGCUCCAGGAAUCUGCAGCUGUCCGGAGGGAUGGCUGGGUGGUGCCUGCCAUACCGCUGUGUGCAGUAAGCCCUGCCUGAAUGGAGGGAAGUGUAUUUCUCCAGACAAAUGCCGCUGUCGCCCCCCUUUCUCCGGCCCUCAGUGCGAGGAGAGGAAAAAGUCCCACUAGUGUGACCCUGCCUGGGUCAAAGGUCAAUGAGGCCCAAUAAGGGACUUUAUGCUAUUGAGGAUACUUUGUUUUAGCUGAAACUUUUUUAUUAUAUAUGUAAUUCUUUUUAAGAAACAUUGAACCUGUUUAAUGUUUGACUGUAUGAACAUGCUAUGUACUGUACUGUAUUUGGUGUCACUAAAUGAAUAAAAGAGUGAACUGCA
Messenger RNA from Dicentrarchus labrax (European seabass), 964 nucleotides. RefSeq names its product Schwann cell-specific EGF-like repeat autocrine factor (gene seraf). The record is from RefSeq and is a predicted model, not a curated record. Gene Ontology annotation, molecular function: signaling receptor binding. The transcript has 5 exons. Gene Ontology annotation, biological process: anatomical structure development. NCBI's taxonomy places the organism in Eukaryota, Metazoa, Chordata, Actinopteri, Moronidae. Gene Ontology annotation, cellular component: extracellular region; cell surface. Bases 132 to 761 code for a protein of 209 amino acids.